GCUUGCCAUCUGGGCAAUGCUCUGCUAAUUAGGGUUCUUAGCGAUGGCGCUGUUCCAUUAUUCGUGCUUCCCGCGAUUGGGUUUAAGCGCCGCCACUCCCUCCUCCGCUUCCUCCUCUCGUCCGUUCUCCAGAUCGACGAUUGCCGUGGCAAUGGCAGCUGCUUCGGCGGUGGAAUCGCAAGAAUGCGGCGAGGCGGCGGCGGCGGCGAUCGAUCUCUCCAGGUACCCUAUUCCAGUGACGCCGCUGACAGGCGCCAAAGAGAUCGAGUACGAGAGGGCGCUGGUAGCGGAGGCGUCCAUGAAAUCCGGCCCCGCGAUCACGAUCGACGACGUCGUGUUCCAAGACGAAUGGAUCCUCGUCAUUAACAAGCCCUGUGGAGUCUACUCCGAGCACGUCCUCGUCUCAGUUCCAUCGCUCUUGGGAGAUUCCUACUCGCCACAGUACCCGAUCGAGAAGAGCCGGGGCUUUUUCCAUCUAGCAAAUCGACUAGACAGAGAUACCAGUGGGAUCAUCGUGAUUGCCAGAGACAAAGUUGCGGCAGGGAAGCUCACCAACAUUUUCAAGAGCCGGGAGCUGCGAAAGUCCUACGUUGCGCUUUGCGUCGGGAAAGCUCCCGAGUGGAAGAGAGCCGUGGUUGAAUCGGGGCAUGGCAAAUCCAGGAGAGGUUGCUGGCGAGUCUACUCCAAGCACGACGUAGAGAGGUCUCUGCCGGAUGGAUCGGUCGUCAAAGACAUGGCAACGAAAAUAGAAGUCAUCCCGAGCUCUCUGGAUGAAGUGAAAGACGGCGAAGAAGAUGAUCGAGAGCAGCGGAUCGUUGUGGAGGCGAAGAUGGUCGAUCCAGAGCCCGGCACCGGCGACGAAGUUUUCAUCCGAGCAGUGCCUCUGACGGGACGGACUCAUCAGAUCAGGCUCCACUGCCAGUUUCUGGGACUUCCUCUGGUCGGGGACGUCAAGUAUGGUGGCCCGCUACACUGGAACGGGGAGAAGUGCCAGAGCCAUUUCUUACACUCUGAGAGCAUAGCGUUCCAACAUCCCAUGACAGGAGAAGUGGUGGAAGUCAUUGCCCCGCAUCCAUCCUGGGCAGCCAAGUUGAAGUUCCAGGCCUCCAAGAACCCUAAAGUUUGAGUUUUGGA
Selaginella moellendorffii is the source of this 1134-nucleotide messenger RNA. Its product is annotated as RNA pseudouridine synthase 1. The record is from RefSeq and is a predicted model, not a curated record. Gene Ontology annotation, molecular function: pseudouridine synthase activity; RNA binding. Gene Ontology annotation, biological process: pseudouridine synthesis. NCBI's taxonomy places the organism in Eukaryota, Viridiplantae, Streptophyta, Lycopodiopsida, Selaginellales, Selaginellaceae. The transcript is spliced from 2 exons. Bases 44 to 1126 code for a protein of 360 amino acids.